AUCCUGCUUCAAUCUCUAUUUCGUUCACCUCUUAAAGCUGAGAUCCAAUCUUCUUCUUUCAACAGCUCCUUCUACUGUUCUCACGAACAGGAACCCUCUUUGGUUCUUCUUGAUCUGCCUAAAAUACAUCUUUAAUUGUCUGAUUUCCUACUAAAUUGAGCAAAAAAUGUACGGAUUCGAAGCGCUCACCUUCAACGUCGACGGAGGCUUCCUGGAGGCGAUCGUGAGAGGCUACAGAUCCGGACUUCUCACCGCUGCUGAUUACAACAAUUUGUGCCAGUGCGAAACCCUUGAUGAUAUCAAGAUGCAUCUUUCAGCCACUGAGUACGGGCCCUAUCUCCAGAAUGAGCCUUCCCCACUGCAUACCACUACUAUCGUGGAGAAAUGCACGCUUAAACUGGUUGAUGAGUAUAAACACAUGAUGUGCCAAGCAACAGAGCCAUUGUCAACCUUCUUGGAGUAUAUUACAUAUGGUCACAUGAUAGACAAUGUUGUGCUGAUUGUUACUGGAACCUUGCAUGAGAGAGAUGUCCAAGAACUAUUGGAGAAAUGCCAUCCUUUGGGAAUGUUUGACAGCAUUGCCACCCUUGCAGUUGCUCAGAAUAUGCGGGAGCUUUAUAGGUUGGUGCUUGUUGAUACUCCACUGGCUCCAUACUUCUCUGAGUGUAUCACAUCAGAGGACUUGGAUGACAUGAAUAUCGAAAUUAUGAGGAAUACUCUUUACAAGGCAUACCUCGAGGAUUUUUACAGGUUUUGUCAGAAACUCGGAGGUGCCACUGCGGAGAUCAUGUCUGACCUCCUGGCCUUUGAGGCUGACCGAAGGGCUGUCAACAUCACUAUAAAUAGCAUUGGCACUGAGUUGACCAGGGAUGAUCGCAGGAAAUUAUUCUCAAGUUUUGGUUUACUUUAUCCCUAUGGCCAUGAGGAGCUUGCUGUCUGCGAGGACAUAGAUCAGGUUCGUGCUGUGAUGGAGAAAUACCCUCCUUACCAGUCGAUUUUUUCCAAGUUAUCCUAUGGAGAGAGCCUGAUGCUUGACAAGGCAUUUUAUGAAGAGGAAGUGAAAAGGCUUUGCUUAGCUUUUGAGCAACAGUUCCAUUAUGCAGUUUUCUUUGCAUACAUGAGGUUGGGGGAGCAGGAGAUCAGAAACCUGAUGUGGAUAUCCGAAUGCGUGGCUCAGAACCAAAAGUCCAGAGUUCAUGACAGUGUUGUCUUCAUAUUUUAGUUUUCUCUACAAAAAAAAAAAAUAAUACUACUUUCUGCAUAAUCUGCUGUAAAUUGCCCUUCUGGUUGUCAAUCAUUCAGUUGCUGAGAUUUGCUAGCGUCGCUGCUCCGUGAGAAUCUGUAUGUUCAGAAAAAAGUUUCCUUAGAAAUGUUUUAGCAGUUAUUCAAAGAGAAGUAUUUGUAUGGUGAGUAAUUAGACACUGAGACACAGUGGUGAUGUUGAGAUGAACUAAUGUACUUGUUGAAUGCAGAAUAAAAUAAGUUCUUUGAGACAUUUAA
Molecule: messenger RNA, 1500 nt
Organism: Tripterygium wilfordii
Lineage: Eukaryota; Viridiplantae; Streptophyta; Magnoliopsida; Celastrales; Celastraceae
Product: V-type proton ATPase subunit d2
Exons: 10
Coding region: 167-1222 (351 amino acids)
Biological process (GO): vacuolar acidification; proton transmembrane transport; vacuolar transport
Cellular component (GO): vacuolar proton-transporting V-type ATPase complex; proton-transporting V-type ATPase, V0 domain
Molecular function (GO): proton-transporting ATPase activity, rotational mechanism
Source: RefSeq, a predicted model, not a curated record